This is a messenger RNA of Uranotaenia lowii, 2048 nucleotides long. It is a transcript of the gene bwa, whose product is annotated as alkaline ceramidase. Bases 246 to 1052 code for a protein of 268 amino acids. Gene Ontology annotation, cellular component: membrane. The record is from RefSeq and is a predicted model, not a curated record. Lineage: Eukaryota; Metazoa; Arthropoda; Insecta; Diptera; Culicidae. Gene Ontology annotation, biological process: ceramide metabolic process. The transcript has 5 exons. Gene Ontology annotation, molecular function: hydrolase activity, acting on carbon-nitrogen (but not peptide) bonds, in linear amides.
CAAAAUGUUGAUUUUAUUGUGCGCUCAGCAUUCGCCGAGUCGAGAACGUGAUAUCGGCUAGCUUCUUGAAAAGGUGGUGGGUUCCAGUCAGUCUGUUUCUGUUUCUACGUUUAGCGUAAAAAAACACAAAAACAACAACACUCUGCCUGGUGUAGAUUUAUUAAUCGCGCAAUCAAUUCUACUAGAGAGAGAGAGAGAGAGGGUGCCCCUUUCUGGAGGAUUUCGGCCAUUCGUCUGUCAUCAUCAUGACCUGGGAACAUCUGGAGCGUGGCAGCUCCCCGGUGGAUUGGUGCGAAGGAAAUUAUCUUAUUUCUCCUGACAUAGCCGAGUUUGUGAAUACGAUAAGCAACAUUCUAUUCCUGGUGGGUCCGCCGUUUCUGAUCUACCUGUUCAAGGACUAUGGCCGAUUCGUGCAACCCGCCAUUCACAUGAUCUGGAUCCUGCUGAUAGUGGUCGGUCUCAGUUCGGCCUAUUUUCACGCCACCCUGAGCUUGCUGGGCCAGCUGCUGGACGAACUGACCAUCCUGUGGGUGUUUAUGGCCACCCUGAGCCUGUUCUGUCCCCGGCGACACUUUCCCCGAAUUUUCAAGUACUCAAGGAAGAGGUUUUGCAUUUCGAUGAGUGUGUUUUCGUUGGCAGCUACCGGACUGUCGGUUUGCUAUCCGGCUAUCAAUGCGUUUGCCCUGAUGCUGCUCGCUAUUCCGGCCACGUACUUGCUCUACAAGGAAUUGCAAAUCGUUCAGGACAAGCGGGUCUACCGACUGGGAGUACGCAACACCACCAUCCUGAUACUGGCCAUCGUUUGCUGGAUCAACGAUCGGCUGUUCUGCGAUGCCUGGUCCCGGGUAAAUUUUCCGUAUCUGCACGGCUUUUGGCACAUCCUGAUCUUUAUUUCCGCCUACACGGCUUGCGUGCUGUUUGCGUACUUUUUCGUCAACGAUGAGCGCCCGGAAAGUCGACCGCAGCUCAAAUACUGGCCCAGCAACAAUUUUGAGUUGGGCGUUCCGUACGUUUCGGUUAACUGCUACAAGAAACUGAACGACGACAUCUGAGCGACAUGGGAGGAGGUUUGAGCAGUUUCUGAGAGAUUCUUCCAAUCAAUGCAAUAAUGGUGAAAACACAUAAAUACUCCCAAUGCUCGAGUAUGUAGAAUUAUUUACUGAAUCUCAUUCGUCGAAUUUAAUGCUCUUAGAUGGAAUCUCAAUUCUGAAAACCACACCACAGUCGAACAUAUAAAUUAUUGAAAAUAGUUUUUGUUUACUUAAUGUAAAUAACGAUGAAGACCGAAGAAGAUGUCAUAGCUAACCCGAAUUGCAAUUGAAUGAUCGAAUUUAUUUAUGAUGGAAUGUUGCGAACUCUCGAAGUGUAGUGAGAAGUGUUAGUACAAAAGGAUACAACUUGUCUAAAAGUGGAUGCAGUAAAUUGUAUCAUAAUGCCAAAAUUAAACUCUAAAAACUAUGUAAAAUCCAGUCCUAAAUAAACAUUAUUGAUAGUUCAAAUAUUUCAGACCCCUUGAAAGAUUGUUUUAACAGAAAAAAAACACCUAUUAUUUUUUCAAGAAGCGAAUCGAAGCUGGUGAUUUUAGAAUGUACUAGAAAGCCGUUAAAUAAAAAAUAAGUUUUACGAACUAUUGAUCUGUAGAAAGAAGCAAAACAAUUUUUCAGAAAAAAUUGUUCAGUUAAUGGGUUUUUUCGAUGAGUUAUCAAUAGAUGUGUAUGUUUACUCAAAUUUGUUCAGCUUACAUUUUAACGUUCUUCAAUGUUCGAGCUUCCCAAAAUUUUGAAUCGUAUUUCUAUCGAUCAUAUUUAUCAAAAUGUUUCGUGUAAAUAUUGGUUCACAAAUAUUGUUUUUCUUAGCCUACCGAUUUUCGUGUACAUUACAGCUGAAAGUGUGCGCUUAUCACAUGUUUCUGAAAUCAGAAAAAAUUAAAGGCGUUUGUGAUUGCAACAGGAAUUCUUUAGAUUUUAAGUAUUACAAAGAAAAUAAAAGCUUCAUAUAUGUAUGAAAUGUUUUAAAAAUCAAAAUUCAAUAAAUAAUACCCCAAAAUA